Messenger RNA from Stegastes partitus (bicolor damselfish), 4170 nucleotides. Its product is annotated as TBC1 domain family member 10A-like. Gene Ontology annotation, molecular function: GTPase activator activity; small GTPase binding. NCBI's taxonomy places the organism in Eukaryota, Metazoa, Chordata, Actinopteri, Pomacentridae. Bases 398 to 1807 code for a protein of 469 amino acids. The record is from RefSeq and is a predicted model, not a curated record. Gene Ontology annotation, biological process: regulation of GTPase activity. The transcript is spliced from 9 exons.
GCUGAACUAAGGUGUGUGUCAGCUGACAGCUGUGUGAUGCUAGCAUGCUAACUUCGGUGUUAGCAAACAGAAGCAGUUUUUUGUUAAACCGAAGUCGCUGCAUUUAACUCCGUGUUGUUUUAGUUUAUUUUUCAAUUGGCGGGUCUUAUCGUGUGACCCGAGCAUUAUUAUGUGUCCAACUCGAGGAGGUUUACCAGUUAAACCAACUACCUAAGCAGCUGGUUUAGCAUUAGCGGGCUAGCGGCUACAUCUCGGGAGCAGCUCUUCCUAGCAACCGUAGCUAGCUGCUGCUGCUGCGGCUGGUUGGUUGGUUGGUUGGUUAACGCUAACCAGCGGGCGUCUUCAUGGAAAGUUGUGCGAAUGUCGCUGUAGACAAGCGAAGAUAAAUGUUGACUAAAUGGCAAAAACCGAGCAGGGUAAUGGACUGGACUUGCGGGGCAGCACAGAGAAGCUGACAGAUAAUGGGAGAGGAUCCGAGCCCGAGGUGAACGGCGGCGGCGUCCCCGGAGAGACCCCGGUGGACAAGUACGGCUUCACCGGAGGAGCCCAGCAGAACUCACCCUCUGAAGACGUCCCUAUUGAGGUGUUGAGGCAGCGGGAGGCAAAAUGGCUGGAGAUGCUCAACAGCUGGGACAAGUGGAUGGCCAAAAAACACAAGAAGGUCAAAGAGCGCUGUCAGAAGGGAAUCCCUCCAUCGCUGCGAGGCCGGGCCUGGCUGUACCUCACUGGGGGCAAAGUGAAAAGGGAGCAAAACCAGGGCAAAUUCGAGGAACUGGAUGAGCAGCCAGGAGAUCCCAAAUGGGUUGAUAUCAUCGAGAGGGACCUCCAUAGACAGUUCCCCUUCCACGAAAUGUUUGCAGCUAGAGGAGGUCACGGGCAGCAGGACCUGUUCCGCGUGCUGAAGGCUUACACUCUGCAUCGACCUGAAGAGGGCUAUUGUCAGGCUCAGGCUCCCAUUGCUGCUGUACUUCUGAUGCACAUGCCAGCUGAGGAUGCUUUCUGGGUUCUCGUCCAGAUUUGUGAAAAAUACCUGCCGGGAUACUACAGCACCGGCCUGGAGGCGAUCCAGCUGGACGGCGAGAUCCUGUACGCUCUGCUGCGGCGGGUGUCUCCCGUGGCCCACCGCCACCUGAAGAAGCACAAGCUGGAGCCCAUCCUGUACAUGACCGAGUGGUUCAUGUGUGCCUUCUCCCGGACUCUGCCGUGGGCCUCGGUGCUGCGUGUCUGGGACAUGUUCCUUUGCGAUGGAGUGAAGAUCCUCUUCAGAGUCGGCCUGGUGCUCCUGAAAAGCAUGCUGGGAACCCAAGAGAAAGUGAAGGCCUGCCAAGGUCUCUAUGAGACGAUGGAGCGGCUCCGAGCAAUACAGCCACAGUACAUGCAAGAAAGCUUCCUGGUGCACGAGAUUGUAGAGUUGCCGGUGUCUGAGAAGGACAUUGAGAAGGAACACCUCGCCCAGCUGCGUCGCUGGAAGGAGACUCACGGAGAUCUACACUGUAAGUCUCCUCCCAGGAUGCACGGCGCCAAAGCCAUCAUGGCCGCCGAGCCGCCGAGCCGCCAGGACCUGAGGCAGAGACCGACCAUCAUCGUGGAGUCUCCUCUGGCACCGAAGCCAGACGGGGAGCAAGCCAAGGACGCCAAGGGAAGUAGAAAGACUGUCGAGGAAAACGGGAAGGAAACACUCGUCCCGCCACAGCAGACAGAUAAUCCUAACCCUCCUCCCUCCGACUCUUCACUUCUCCUCAAUCACACAAACAUACCAGGGUCCAAAGAGAGUCUGAGCAGUGCAGAGCAUGACACUUACCUGUAGCAGGGCAACGUUUACACCAGUUAACAAGCAUGAAUCAUUCCAUCUAACUUAGCGGUCACACGCUGUCAGUGACAUUAGAAACAUUACUUAAUGCGUCUGUAGCAGUCACACCGAGAGUUUUACUAUUUUUAUAAGUCAUUGCACUCCAGACAAAGUCAUGAAAUUUAAAAAAAGUAGUUUUAAAACUUUCUAAAACUGAACAAAAUGCCAUCGUUCAGACUGUUAGGCUGUUAUACUCAACACACUUUGUGUCAUUACAUUUAUACAGGUCACUACAGACUGUGCUUUUAAGCUAAAUGGUGCAGCGAUGAACGUUUAGCUUUAACGUGCAGGACAUUUGUACAAAUGUAAUGGAACUCAAACGUGUAAUUUUCAGGGAGCCACAAUCAGACAUGGGAGAGUGACGCUAAUAGCUUCAUGGGACCGAACCACAGACUGUAUAUAAAAGAUGGACGUAGCCAUGUAUUGUUUUUGAAGCCUCAAAUUUACAAUCUGGUCAUCACCGUCGUGUUUUUUUCAUACGUGACGGGACAAGUGAGGGACGGAUCUGACAGAGAAACUGAGAACACUACGCACGGCCGUACAGUAGGAAGUUAGCCCUGCUUUAUUGUGGAUGUCACUCUAAAUGGGUGCGUCAUAUACAAAAUAAACACUGUGCUGUAUUAAAGGAGACAUAAAACACCAUAAAGUAAGUAGGACAGUGUUUACUGAGCUAAUCAAGGAAGAAAUAGAAUCAUUUCCUUACUGGCUUCCAGAGGAGUCGCCCCCUGCUGGCCGUUAGAUGAAAUGCAGGUUAGGUCUGUUGAUUAAUUUUUCCCAUCCAGUGCUGACGUCUGUCUUUAUAUCCAGUCUGUGGCCUGAACAUGUAGGGACACACACUUACUCACUGUUAACAGCUCCUGCUGCUACUUACCUCUUAAAGCAGUGCUCUGAUUAUCGCUUUUGUUUUAAAUGAAGUCUGAUUUUUGUCUCAGUUGAUGAGAUCUUUUCCAGAGCACUUUGCCUUCAUGGUCUUCCUUUUUUGCCUACAUUAGUCACUACUUUGCCAACGCCGAGAUUUGUACGUAUCCUGCUUCGCUAGUCUCAGCCAUUCGCGUUCGUUUUAUAGACUCGCAGUUCAUCAGCGUGUCUGUUGCUGAGCUGCACCCGUGAGUUUGUGUUUGCUGUCUUUGAACACUUGAGGGCGUCCUGAGAUCGUCGCUCAGCCUCAGUAGCAGCAACACGAGAAUAAAAACUGACACAAGCUGUGUGACGCUCACAUGAAGGAAGAAAGUGCAGGGACAUCUAGUGCCACUAAGCCAAAGAUUUGUAAUGAAUAUUUUUAAGGAAUUAUUCCAAUCAGUUACGUCUUACAGUAUUUGAUUGUUGUCAAUUUGGGAGUGCAAAGAGUUUCUAUUUAUGUUGUGAAUGAAUUGCGAUAAAUUGUGAAGAAUCCUGAGCUGUUUUUUUGUACAAUCCGGUUUAAAGGUGUGUGGAUCUGUUGAUUCAUGAACGUCUAAAGGAAAAAGCCAGCGUUAGGACAUUUUUGUUCACUACAAUCUCAGAAUAUAAACGGAAUCUGCUUCUUUUUGACAAAUUUGUGGUGGAAAUAUUAUUUUUGUUGACAAAACUGCGUUGAAUCAGCUGCCAAGAUUAAACUCCAAAUUCAAUAUGAAGUAAAGGGAAUUAUCAAAUAUAGUACCGGACAAAACUACAUCUGAAAAAUGAUCCGAUCAACAGAAGAUAUUUAAAGUCAAAGGAGCCAUAAACCUUUUGAUGGUCACCAAAUUGUAGGUGUUGAUACUUACAAAUAAAAAAUGAAUUCAUUUGCAACCAGCAUUAAACAUUCUGCUUUAUUAGCAGUUCCACACGUGUAAGCUUACAUCAGAGUAUUUUCUUGUCAGGAAUGUUGUUGUGGUUGUGGGUCGGUGUUAACUUCACAUUGUGGAGAUUUUUGAAGUAUUUGUUACGGGUUUAUUAGAAAGCACUCUGAGGCCUGUGAGAGGCAAAUUGACGCUUAAGUUUAAGCAACAUGCAGCUCUUCAGCUGUCUUGUAACGGUGCGUCACCCAGGGAUCUAAAUGAUGAGUUAGCCAGUCGUUCUGAAGGAUGCAGGGAUUGUACCGGAUGUGGUUUGCGAGCGACACAUUUGUUAAAGUUUGUGCUUCAAAAUCCAGCAAAUUCAUGUAAACAAAAAAAAAAAGAAAGAAAGAAAAAUGUACACUCCUUUAAGUAAGAUGCUGCAUAUUGCUAAUCAUUGCAAUAGUUCUGUUUCAGGAGAACCUUUAUUAAACCGAGGGGCUUGUAAAUUUGCAACUUUAAAUGUAAGUUUAUUUCCAAUCUUUUCUCUCAUUUGGUUUAAAAUCAGCUUUUUCAAAUCUACAA